Messenger RNA from Auxenochlorella protothecoides, 822 nucleotides. Its product is annotated as Gamma carbonic anhydrase-like 1, mitochondrial. The record is from RefSeq and is a predicted model, not a curated record. The transcript is spliced from 4 exons. NCBI's taxonomy places the organism in Eukaryota, Viridiplantae, Chlorophyta, Trebouxiophyceae, Chlorellales, Chlorellaceae. Bases 1 to 822 code for a protein of 273 amino acids.
AUGGCAUUGCGCCGGGCCAGUGCCCAGCUCUGGGGACGGUGCCUUGCCGUGCAGCGGGCCGAGUUCCCCGGGGCAGCAGCACAGAGGGUCUUCACCACCUCAUCCAGCUCACACACAUCCAUCCACAUCGAGGAGGAGGUUUACAAUAGGCAGCGUCAGCUCAUCCCCCUGGGCAACCGAGUCCCUUCCCUGGCACCGGACGCCUGGGUGGCCCCCAGCGCGGUGGUCAUCGGCGACGUGGAUCUAUACGACCAGGCUUCCAUCUGGUAUGGCGCCGUCCUGCGCGGCGACCUGAACACCAUCAAGGUCGGCGCGUUCUCCAACGUCCAGGACCGCACCGUCAUCCAUGCCGCCAGCUCCUCCCCCACCGGCCUCCCCGCCGCGACAACCAUCGGGCACUACGUGACGGUGGGCCAGGGCUGCCUGCUGCGCAGUGUGACGCUGGAGGACCAGGUGGUUGUGGGCGACCGCUGCGUGCUGCUGGAGGGCAGCCUGGUGGAACGGCAGAGCGUGCUGGCCCCCGGCAGCGUGCUGCCCCCCGGCCGCCGCGUCCCUGCCGGCGAGCUCUGGGCGGGCAACCCCGCGCGUUUCGUGCGCAAGCUGAGCCGGGACGAGGCAGCGGGCAUAGUGCCGCUGGCCAACUCGAUGGCCCCUGCCGUGGACCAGCACGCCUCCGAGUUCACCCCCGUCUCCUUCGCCUACGCCGAGGCCGAGGCCCUGCGCGCCAUCCUGAAGCCCGGCGCCGCGCUGGCGGACGCCGCCGCCCUGGGCGACGGCAGCGCCAUCCCGCCCCAGCCGCUCCCGGCGCCGCACAAGGACUGA